CUCUCCUCCCUCCCUCCCUCCCUCCUCCACCCCCCCUUAAAAAUCCCCAAAUGUCCACCCUCACAGCCCCCAACUACCCCUCUCUCUCCUCUCUCCCUCUCUCUCUUCCCUCCCCUGCUAAACUGCGCCUCCUUUCUUAUCCUUCACUUCCCCCACCAUGGCUGCAUCAUCAUCCUCACUUUCUCCACCUUCACCCCAAGAUCUCUUAGCUCUCCCUGCCCCACCACCGCCUCCCUCCUCCACCACCUCCCGCCGCCUCCCUCCGCCGUGCUGGUCCCACGACGAAACGGUGGCCUUGAUCGAUGCUUAUUGCGACAAAUGGUACUCUCUCCGGCGAGGCAAUCUUCGAGCCAAUCACUGGCAAGAGGUCGCCGAAGAUGUAGCCAAUCGCUGCCCUGUCUCCGCCGGAAACCCUCCGAAGACCUCCGUACAGUGCCGCCACAAGAUGGAGAAGCUCCGCAAACGGUACCGUACGGAGAUUCAACGAUCGUUUUCGACUCCGAAUCACCGGUUUUCGUCAUCUUGGGUUCACUUCAAGCGCAUGGAUUGUAUGGAAAAAGGUCCCUCUGCUGUUACGGUUGAUGCGAGUCCUAUUGGUGUUGAAGCCAAUGAAGAAGGCAACGAAGAUGAGGAUGAAGAUGAGGAUGAUGAUGAUGAAGAUUUGUAUCGCAGUGUCAAGAAUCGGAGAGGUUAUGGUAAUGGGAUCGGUAGUGGAAGUGCGUUUCGGAUCAGAAUUCCUGGUCAAUCGGCACCACGGACGAAGAUGUAUAGUAAUAAUUUCGAUGUAAAACCGCAUUCGAAUGUUGAUUCGAACCCUAAUUUUGUGUCUACUAGGGUUGUAAGAAAUGGGUAUUCGGAGAGAUUAGGGUUGGGGAACAGUAGUGGUGGUGGUGGUGGUGAUGGAAUGGGGAAGAAGAGAGAGGGAGACCCGGUGGCAGAGAUUGUGACUGCGAUCAAUGCGUUACGAGAUGGGUUUGUGAGGAUGGAAAGAGUGAAAAUGGAGAUGGCGAGAGAGUUCGAGGCGAUGCGAAUGGAAAUGGAGAUGAAGAGGACCGAGAUGAUUCUCGAGUCGCAACAACGAAUUGUUGAGACAUUUGCAAAAGCAUUUUCGGAGAAGAGGAACAAGAAACCGAAGAGAAUGCCUACACCAGAAUCCUGAGUUUGUGGGUUGGGGUUAGAGUAUAGAGUGUUGUUAAUUGGGAUAUUCCCAAAAUGCAGUUCCAAGAGUUGUGGAGCUCUCUCAAAUUGGCAAAAUAGGUGGACAGGUUCAACUCACAUAACUAGUAUAUGUUAGUUUGGUAGUUAGAUUUUAGUGUUUAGAUCUACUCUGUGUAAUUUUUUGUUUUUUGUUUUUAAUUGAUUUUGUUGUAGCUUGUUUCGGAUGUAUGUUGGUUUAAUAUGAAAUUACACAUUUAGUUCCAAUGAUAUUGUUCUGUUUGUUUUUAA
Molecule: messenger RNA, 1446 nt
Organism: Camellia sinensis
Lineage: Eukaryota; Viridiplantae; Streptophyta; Magnoliopsida; Ericales; Theaceae
Product: Alcohol dehydrogenase transcription factor Myb/SANT-like family protein
Source: RefSeq, a predicted model, not a curated record